Candidozyma duobushaemuli is the source of this 2886-nucleotide messenger RNA. It is a transcript of the gene MEP2, whose product is annotated as ammonium permease. Gene Ontology annotation, molecular function: ammonium channel activity. Gene Ontology annotation, biological process: ammonium transmembrane transport. The record is from RefSeq and is a predicted model, not a curated record. Bases 1 to 2886 code for a protein of 961 amino acids. NCBI's taxonomy places the organism in Eukaryota, Fungi, Ascomycota, Pichiomycetes, Serinales, Metschnikowiaceae. The transcript has 3 exons. Gene Ontology annotation, cellular component: plasma membrane.
AUGUCUACUUCUGUUCCUGGCGCCACGCAGACCGGCACCGGCGGCGACUCCUUGACCGUGGAUCUUAGCGCCCAGUUCAACGGUGCUGAUAUGGUGUGGGUGGCUAUUUCCGGUGUUAUCGUGUGGAUCAUGGUCCCCGGCGUCGGUUUGUUGUACCUGGGACUUUCGAGAAAAAAACACGCUCUUUCGCUCAUGUGGGCGUCGCUCAUGGCGCUUUCACUCACCACUUUCCAUUCGCUGUUUUUGGGCACUUUGGCCAAUUUUUGCCUUAUGGACGUGCUCGGCGCUCCUUCUGUCAACGACUCCUUGCCUGAUAUUUUAUACUGCUUCUUCCAGGGCAUGUUUGCCUGUGUCACUGCCAUUUUGAUGGUUGGUGCUGGCUGCGAAAGAGCCCGUUUGGCUCCCAUGAUGGUUUUCUUGUUUAUCUGGUUGACUGUGGUGUACUGCCCAAUUGCCUUCUGGACUUGGGGCGGAAACGGCUGGUUGGCCAACCUCGGGGCUUUGGAUUUUGCUGGCGGUGGUCCAGUUCACGAAAACGCCGGUUUUGCCGCUUUGGCCUACUCCAUGGUUUUGGGUAAGAGACACGAUCCCUUGACCAACGGCAAGGUGCCGAAAUACAAGCCCCACUCGGUCUCGUCCAUUGUUUUGGGUACCGUUUUCUUGUGGUUCGGCUGGUUCGGCUUCAACGGUGGUUCGACCGGCAACGCUUCCAUCAGAUCCUGGUACGCCUGUGUCAACACCCAGAUUGCUGCUGCUUCGGGUGCUUUGACCUGGAUGUUUGUUGAUUGGUUCCGUACUGGCGGUAAGUGGUCCACGGUGGGUCUCUGUAUGGGUGCUAUUGCUGGUCUUGUGGGGAUCACUCCAGCUGCUGGUUUCGUGCCAGUGUACACCUCUCUCGUUUUUGGUGUUGUUCCUGCUAUCGCCUGUAACUUUGCCGUUGACCUCAAGAACAUCAUCAGGAUCGACGACGGUAUGGACGUUUUCGCUCUUCACGGAAUUGGUGGUUUCCUCGGUACUUUCAUGACCGGUUUGUUUGCCGCCGACUACAUUGCCAAGUUGGACGGCGCUACCGAAAUUGACGGUGGCUGGAUGAACCACAACUACAUCCAGUUGGGUUACCAGCUUGCUGCUUCCACCUCCAACGGUGCAUGGUCUUUCUUCGUCACUGCCAUUAUUUUGUUCAUCAUGGACAAAAUCCCAUUCCUCAGAUUGCGUUUGCAUGAGGACGAGGAGUUGAUGGGCGUUGACUUGUCUCAGAUUGGUGAAUUUGCCUACUACGACAGCGACAAUGAGUCCGCCUUGGGCACCAAAAACUCCGCUUACGUUGCCGAGCCAAUCAGAUCCAACGACCCCCGUGUGGCCCAAUUGAAAACUGCCUCCAACAAGGAGGAGCUCGACGGUGUUAACAAAAAUGGCGAGAAGUUCUCUCCCGAGGACUCAAGCGAAAAUCACAGUAACAAGCACCUGUCCACUAUCAACAACACCUACGACAACAUGACAUCCAAAAUUUCUCCCGGUGAGGGAAUUCCCGGUUUUUUACAUUUAGGAAUUCUGCUUUAUGAUACCGUGGCUAAGCUCAGAUCAUCAGACUACAAAAUGCAAAUUGCUUACUCGUCUCAGAAGUACCUUGAGUCACCAAUUCUAGUGACGCUUCCGUCAUUGGGACUUAGACUCACAUUCCUGAACCUGCUGAGCCAGGAGCUCCAGCUUAUAGAGGUUUUGAAUUUUGAUAUGCUCAAACUCUCGUACAACAGCCAGCCAUUGAACGAGAUCCAGUUCUUUGAGGCUCCGGAAGAGGAGGAAGCGCUAGAGAGGCCACCAUUGCAGAAGCAAGUCACUCCACCGUGUUUGAAGGUCAUUUACAAUAAGAUUUUUGGUCCCACAUACCCCGGAAAGCUAGACUUGACAAAGCAGACCUAUGUGUUGAACUACCCGGGUAUCAGCUUUAAGUUUGAGAUUCGGCUGAAGGAGCUACUCGCAAAACUAGCAUCGAUAACAGAUGAGGAUCAGGUGCUUUCGAAGCUUGUCAAUUGGGACGUGGCGCCUGAGAUUCCAUGUGUCUCUUUGGCAAUCUUCAGGGGUAAGGAUAUCACGAGUUUCUUAGCCAGCUUCCGAGAAACUGUAGCUCUUCGGAAGACCUCUGGACUCGCCAGUGCCCCCUGUGUGGAGAAAAUCAAGGUCGAGCUCGAACUAGGCGACAUACUGGUUUUCUACUCUCAAAACGAAGGUAAGAAGGAUAUGGAAAGCCUCAAGCUAGGAGUGAGCACGCAGCAAGACGUGGUGAGGGUUUUAGGCCCUCCAGAUGCCUACUUCAACAAGUUUGACUCGCGUCUUUUGAUUCACAAGCACCUCAAAACGGCCACGGCCCCAAGUGAACGAGCUGGCUCUGUUUACAAAUUCCACAACUACUUCCGCUUGGGAGUGGACUUGCUCUACAACUUGAACCACAAUGACAAGGUUGGUGGCGUACUUGAAAAGAUUGUUCUUCACAAUGGUGGCAUAGCGGAGUCAUUAGACUUCAUGCAGUGGAACAGAUGCAACUGGGAGAUACGCUGGAACUCCAGCAGCAAGACCAAAGUUGACUCAUCCAUGUACUUCCACGAAUUUGGUAGUGAAUUCCUCAAGGAGAUAAGCACUGUGAAGACUGACCCCGUCAUGCUCAACCGGAAUGAGUCAGAGAUAACCCGUGACGAGGACUUGGAAAUUUUACAUGUCACCGAAAAUGGCAAGCUGGACUCUAAUCAGUCACUGUCAACGACUUCCAUCAGCUCUAAACCUUCCAAUGAGUUCAAGACUUGGGGGCAGUCCAAAUUGUAUGGUUAUGACAGGUGCAUCUGGGAAGUCAUUGAGAGCAACAACUGCGUAUCCAACGUCACCAUCUAUUAA